Ruditapes philippinarum (Manila clam) is the source of this 4175-nucleotide messenger RNA. RefSeq lists its product as uncharacterized. The transcript has 12 exons. The record is from RefSeq and is a predicted model, not a curated record. Gene Ontology annotation, molecular function: transmembrane transporter activity. NCBI's taxonomy places the organism in Eukaryota, Metazoa, Mollusca, Bivalvia, Venerida, Veneridae. The coding region runs from base 72 to 1820 and encodes 582 amino acids. Gene Ontology annotation, biological process: transmembrane transport.
UCUGGAAAUUAGCUACACUUUUCCGGUAAAAGUGUCACAUAUUUCCGCGUACAGUAAGAAUAUCAAGAAAAAUGGAAAAUAAAUGGAAGAAGCGUCUUUCCUACAUAACACUUGGUUUAUUUUACUUUAUAGGCGGUGUAGAAUAUGCUGUGAUUUUACCAACACUGUGGCUGUAUUUAAAGACAGACUUUGGUGCCCAAGAAUACAUGCUUGGUUUACUUCUUUCUGCAUACAGUUUUGCUGCAAUCAUAUCUGGACCUAUUUUGGGAAGAUGGUCGGACAAGAGCAGGAAACCAAAAAUUAUACUAGCACUGGGAACAUUAUUUCAAAUUGCUGGUAACAUAAUGUAUUUUAUGGGCAUCUCGGUGUGGUUUCUUCUGGCAAGUCGUCUUGUUGCAGGUAUAGGAGGUGGGGCGGAGGCUGUUAUAAUGGCGGAGAUUACACGAUCAUCAGAAGAGAGCAAGAGAACUGGAAUAAUUUCUAAACUGAUUGCUAUUAGACAAAUGGGGCUUCUUGUUGGUCCAGGGUUGAACCUGUUUCUCAGGGAAAUAGAUUUCUAUGUUGAUGGUUUUAAUAUUAACAAAUACAAUGUGCCUGGGGCAUUUAUGGCAUGUGUGUGGACAAUACAAGUUUUUAUUCUAGCUUUCUUAUAUACUGAACUGGACAAAUUUGCUCAGAAAGAAAAAUCUGUAGUGUCACCAGGUCAAGGUCGUAUGGUACGACCUCUAGAAGAUCAGUAUACAACUCUUAAUAGAACAGACUAUGAUGAGGAUAUAUAUAAAGAACUUGGAUCCGAACGUAAUGACAGAAAAUCUAUAAAUAGCAGUGCAAGUUCAAGGUCACAUGUAAAUGACCCUGACGACCUUAUAGAAACUGCUGAGGAUUUUAUGAGUGAAGGUCGUAGAAAAGUUAGAUCUCUUACUCCAAAUCUUGGUGCUAGUAGCAGCAAAAUUUCAUUAAAUGGGUCAAUAGGUCAAAGAAGUGCUAGUGCUAAUGCAAUUGUUGGCAUGGAGACGGAUUAUGGGACAUUUGAUGGAAGCCUGACAACACCAGUUGAAGACCGUUGUCAUCUGGGUAGUCAAGAGUAUAUAAAUAGCACAGAAGAUAGUCUCGUAGAUUACUUAGCUGGAAAAUCAAAAUUAAAGUUUAUUUAUCAUGAGUAUGUGAGAGAGGAAAUAGUUGCAGUUAUAGCUGUCCAGUUUAACAGCUACUUUAAUCAACUUGCAUUAGAGACUAUGGUCACGCCAUUAUCAUUGCGGCUGUUAAACUGGGGAGAGUUGGAAAAUAGCAUUUUUUACUGUUUAGCCGGUGUAGAGGUAAUAAUAGUGUUUGGUCUUGUAACAUGGCUUAGUAAAAGAUUUCCGGACCGUGUUCUGAUGGUUGUUGGCACUGUUACCCUGGUUGUAGCUAAUUCCUGGCUAAUCUACGUUGUUCCGGUGUCCUUUAAUGGUACGUAUGAUGAAAAUAUAUGGAAGUUCAUUAUUGGCUCAGCAUUAGACUUGUUUGCUUUACCAUUUCUUGUGUCAGCAAGUAUAUCCCUGUACUCAAAAAUAACAAAGAAGGAGACCCAGGGAUUGAGUAUGGGUUUGAGGAGAAGUGUUGUUGGUUUAGCCACCAUUUUGGGUCCCCUGUGGGCAGGAUCCACUAUAACCAUGCCAUAUCUUAUGUUUGGUGCCAUGCUUGGUCUAUUAGGAAUUUCAAUGGUGUUGCUGUUUUUGUCAUACAGUAAACUUACACCAAUUAGUGAACUGCCUGUGAAUAGAGCCGGUUUAAUAACCUCUUCUGAUAGUGAUGUUUCAACACAACCAUUACUUUCCUGACAGUCCUCUAUCUUUAGAAAUAUAUAAGUGUUGUUAUUUAUUUAAUUCUUGUACUUAAAUAUUUUUGUAUCUUUUUUAUAUAAGGCAUAGCCAAUCUUUAUUCUAAAUUUUUCAUUGUUGUUGAUCUGUGUAAUGUUCCUGUCUGGUUUAUUAUAUCAAUGACAAAAUGUUGUGUUCAUUAUGUCACUUUUUACAAAUCAACCACUUGGAAAAGUAAUUGUUCAUGUCACUUUUUGCAAAUCAACCACUUGGAAAAGUAAUUGUUCAUGUCACUUUUUGCAAAUCAACCACUUGGAAAAGUAAUUGUUCAUGUCACUUUUUGCAAAUCAACCACUUGGAAAAGUAAUUGUUCAUGUCACUUUUUGCAAAUCAACCACUUGGAAAAGUAAUUGCUUAUGUCACUUUCUGCAAACUUGGAAAAGUAAUUGUUCAUGUCACUUUUUGCAAAUCAACCAUACCACUAAUUUAUUUGUUAAUCAGUAAUUUUGUUUUUCUACCUUCAUAUGGUAUUUAUUUAUAUCAUAUUUAACGUCUCAUUUUGUUAGUAUAUUGAAGCCAUACAAAUUUUCACAUUGAAAUAUCAUGUAGAGGUGUUUUAUCAUUCUUAUAGUCUAACCCUAUUCCUGCUGAAGUUUAAUUUAGAGUUCAAAGUUAAAAGACUUUUAAAGGGACUCCACUGAGCUUUUUUUACAUGACGGGACUGGAAAUAGUUUUUUUCAGAUUAAUGUUCCAUUCGAUAUAAAUCUAAACCAAUAACUUGUGUGCAAAAUUUCAAAUCAUUCGCUCACUCCGUUUUUCCUUAAUAAAUAUUCUAAUUGUGAAAAAUUACCCAAAAUUGAAAAGCAUUAAAGAAUAGCAAAAAAAUUUGAUUUUCAAUUUAUUUCCAAGUAUAUUUUCUAAUUUUUCCAAGUAUAUUUUCUAUUUUUUCCAAGUAUAUUUUCUAAUUAUCUUUUACAUAUCUUUCAGUUUUCUGAUCUAAGUAAGAAAUUCAAAUUUUAUGAUAUUAUGUUUUUGGAUCUAAGUUGAGUUCCUUUAAUAUAAAAAAAACACAAACACCAAUUUGAAAACUCAAGCUACCAGCACUACAUGAAUGUGAAUUCUCUAUACUGGUGACAAAGACUUAUUUUGCCUUUAGUUCCAGUCCAUAAAGGAUUUUACCUUUGCUGUGUUGAAGUAUUUGUGUAUUCUCAAUUUUGGACAACAGAUUUUUCAUCUUCCCUGGUGUAGUAUACUGCUUUCAAACCGAAAAAAAAAACUAUUUGUAAAAUAACACUUAACUUGCUGUAACUAAAUGUGAUGCAACUUUUACACCCCCCCCCCCCACAGUGCUGUGUACCCAAUAUACUGUUGAUAGCUGAUUUUUGUAUUUUGAUAUUCAUAACUGGAACCCCUUUAAGCUGCAUGCCUCUAGAUGAGUAAAAAUAUUUCAAUAAAGUCAAACUUGAGAAAUAUGUACAAAGAUUUUAGGAAAAGUAAAAUGAUUCAAGAUUCAAGUAAUAUUUUACAUGUUAUGUGCGAUUAAUGACUGAUUUUCAGUAUUUACAACUAUAUUUCUACUGCGUUACUAACACAGUAAGGGCUAUUUAUGCAUAUUUUGACCACUUUUGGGUAAUUUACAAGGGAUGUAACUGUAAGUGCCAUUGAUAAUGUGUAAAUUGCUUCCUUUUGGUUAUUUCGCAAUAUUAUACAUUCAUAUGCAUUUUCAAAAUUUUCAUGAAAAUUAGCAUGAAUCUGGAGGCGUGCUGCUUUAGACUUAAAAUGCAUUGUUCAAAUUCAAAACAAGGCAAAUGCAUUGCAACAAAUUCCAGAGUUUAAUGGUUCAGUGUUUACAACUUUAAACUAAUAAAACGGAAUAGCAAACCGUACAGUGUCUAGUUUUUACAGCACAGGUGUGUAGGGCUAGCCAGGCAUUAUACCUGUAAGAUAGGUAGUUUUAUUGUAGUAUGUUGCUUGUGGAAAGAUUAUUUAAACACGUAAAAGAUUGGGGUAAACCAUCAUGUGUUGUGUUGACAUUAUUAAACAGCAUAAUUUUUAUGCUGUGUUAACAAAAUUUUACAACCACAUUUUGUGUUGACAUUAUAAACCAACAAAUACUGUUUACAUAUUCAACCACUAUGUGUUGUGUUGACAUUAAUAAACAGCAUAAUUUUUAUGCUGUGUUUACAUAUUUUACCACUAUGUGUUGUGUUGACAUUACUAACCAACAUAUGUAUGGUAACUUAUUUAACCACCAUAUGUUGUGUUGACAUUAAAGGGACUCCACUGAGGUUUAAAAGCCUAAAAACAUAAAAUUUGAAUUUCUUACAUAAAUGAGGUGGGGUACUUUAAACAGAAAUAUAUGCAAAGAUAGUUGAG